Dama dama (fallow deer) is the source of this 615-nucleotide messenger RNA. RefSeq names its product testis expressed 51 (gene TEX51). The transcript is spliced from 7 exons. NCBI's taxonomy places the organism in Eukaryota, Metazoa, Chordata, Mammalia, Artiodactyla, Cervidae. The record is from RefSeq and is a predicted model, not a curated record. Bases 1 to 615 code for a protein of 204 amino acids.
AUGCUCCUUCUCCUGCUCAGCUGUCUCCUGCCUGCCACCAAUGGGAAGAACUGCCUCCAAUGCUGGCAAGAGCUGCCUGCACUAAUAGAUUAUGACCUGCAGAUUCUUUGGGGCACCCCAGGGCCACCCGCAGAGCUCUCCCAAAGCCUCCAUUCCCUAUUCAUGGACAAUCAUUCUUCUCCUGAAAACUCAUACCUUGGUCAAGACCAUUUGGAGGAAGCAGCAGGAACAUUAUUCACUCACAUAAAUAAAGCCAUUAGGAAGCUUCGAGAUGAUAAACCAUCACUUCUGGAAGAGGUUCGUGUCCUGAAGCAGCAGUUUUCCAAGGAGCUGGAGGAUGUAUCUGAGGGGCUGAAGGACAAGGCCUGCAAUGAGUCCUGUGACAUCCGCUCCACAUUGGAGGUAAUCAGUUGCACCACGUGCCAGAAACACUUCCUUACCUGCCAAGACCCUGCUCUCUGCCCAGCAUGGACUGGGAAGAACUUCAGGUGGGCUAUGGGCAUCGGCAUCGCUCUGCCCCUGGUGACCCUAGCUGGAGGUGGAUGUUACAUUUUCUGGCUCGAGAAGAAGAAAAAGAAGAAGGACGAGGAGGCACAAAAGGUCUGGGACAUCUAG